AAGAAAAAAAAAAAUCACACAAUAUGAAUUAAUGACAAAUUAUUUAUCAACAAAAUCGGUCAACGUAUUGAAGGAGAAGCCCCUAGCUGGCUAGCCGCAGAUGUCCGAUGAGCAAAAGCUGGCAAGCUUUAUGAGAAAACACAAUGUACAGGAGUCGGUAGCACGUCAGUAUCUGACAGCCAACAACUGGGCGCUGGAGGAGGCGAGCAUCAAGUAUGAGGACGACAAGGCCAAGCAGCGCAGCAGCCAAACCAUACCCCCCGUCCAUGAGUUCCACUCACUGCAGAGCAUGCUGAGCCAUCAGAUACGGCCAGCGGAUGAGCCUGAGGCGUACUUUGGCGGCGCCUCCGACAGCUCCAUGCCGCCGCCGAGUGGCAAAACGCAGUCGAAGCGCGUGAUCAUCGAUGACUCGACGCCGGCGCUGACCACAGCGGACAGCGAUCGCAGUCUGCGUGCCUGGGGCCAUGGCGUGCGGUUGGGCAGCGCCCAUCCCAUUAUUCCGCCGCCGGCACGCGAGUCAAACGCUGGCGUCGACACGGACUCGGACUCAGAGCUGGAGGAGCACGAGCGAACUAUUGUGGUGUUGCACUUGUGGUCCGAGGGCUUCUCGCUGGACAAUGGCACGCUGCGACCGUACGAGGUGCCUGAGAACGAGCGCUUCCUGCGCGCCAUCAUGCGCGGCGACUUCCCGGACGAGAUGCAGGAGCUCGGCCAGCGCAUUGAGCUGAGUGUGAGGGAUCGCACCAACGAAUCGUAUCGCGAAUUGUCGCGCAAACAGUUCAUGGGCUACGGUCGACCGCUGGCCAGUCCGACGCCACAACUCGAGCUGGGCGCACGGCCAAGCCAACUGCUAUCGCCAGAGGAGCGCCAGCAGCGGCACGAAGAUGACGCCCAGCAGACGGUACAGCUAAACGGACAGACUGCCACGACCACAAUACAGUUUCGUCUGGCCAAUGGCAGUCGCGUCGCCGCACGUUUCAACACCUCCCACCAAGUGGGGGAUCUCUACAGCUACCUGCGCACGGCGCGACCCCAAUACGCCGCCGACAGCUUCCUGCUCAUGACUGUCUUCCCACGGCAUGAGCUGCACGAGACCGAUACGCGCACCCUGGCCGAGGCGAAUCUGAUUAAUGUGCUGGUCAUUCAGCACAUGAACGAGGAGUCCGAAUACGUUGAGCCAUCAUCUGAAUCAAAUUAAAUAAGUGAUAAGCCAUAAU
Messenger RNA from Drosophila navojoa, 1217 nucleotides. Its product is annotated as UBX domain-containing protein 2B. The record is from RefSeq and is a predicted model, not a curated record. NCBI's taxonomy places the organism in Eukaryota, Metazoa, Arthropoda, Insecta, Diptera, Drosophilidae. Gene Ontology annotation, biological process: autophagosome assembly; Golgi organization; membrane fusion. Gene Ontology annotation, cellular component: cytosol; nucleus. Gene Ontology annotation, molecular function: ubiquitin binding.